Bolinopsis microptera is the source of this 973-nucleotide messenger RNA. RefSeq lists its product as uncharacterized. Lineage: Eukaryota; Metazoa; Ctenophora; Tentaculata; Lobata; Bolinopsidae. The transcript is spliced from 3 exons. The record is from RefSeq and is a predicted model, not a curated record. The coding region runs from base 15 to 401 and encodes 128 amino acids.
GCACGAAUCCCGACAUGUCUGAAGUAGUGGGUGAAACAAGUGACGGUGGCGUGUCUCUGGCUACCAACAUGGCAGACAUGACCAAGAUACGAACUCAGCUCGCAAGGAAGGAGUACAAAGAAGAGAGGAAUAUGUGGUCGCAGAAAGUUGCAACAGUUGAAUGUCACCAUUUCUUACAAGAUCUCAACCAGUGCCUCAACAACCACUUCUACUUCAAAUGUGCUGCAAAAGCAAUGACCUGGUUUAACUGCAAACACGAAGCAGCAGAAGUAUUUAAAGAGGAGUACGACAAGGUUAAAAUAAAGGAGUACAUAAAAAUGAUGAAGGAGCAAGAGGAGACAGGAAGAAUAGUGGAUGCCACGGAGUCCCACUCAGACCACCAAUUCUUCCAGAACGGAUAAUCGGCCACAUCUUGAACAGCUUCUUAAUGUUGUGGAGCCAGGAAAGCGGUUAACGUUUCAUUUAUUGAAUACAGUUUUACUCUUCGUCGGACAGUGCUGUGUCACGGAACUGUGCAAAUGCUAGAACUUUCCGGAUAAGUUCGAGUAGAAAUACUGCUUCCUACAAUUUUAUGUAUGGAGCCGUGAUGUGUCAUGUCACAGUAGAUAUUACAUAUUAUAUAAGUUACUGACUAAAGAUCAGGAGUAAAUAAAUUAAUAAAUCAACAAAAAUAGGAACCUAUCGAUCUAAUAUUAAUAUCAACUUUAAUGGUUAUUUCGAGGAGAGUACUUCUAGUUCUGAAGCAUUUUCCUUGGAUUUUGUACUAAAAACAAUAAUAUUGAAGGUUAUACAGUACAACUUAAGCGAAUGUUGUUUUCAUGGUUUCGUCUUCAUAAUUUAUAUUGACUACGUAUAAAGCGAAACUGUCUUGAAUAUAUUUGAAAUUAAUUUAUUACGGUAAUUUAAGUAUGGGUAGCACUAAAUUAUUAAAAGAUUUUUACAGUUAUUUGUGCAAUCUUGAUAGAUACGCUAA